Molecule: messenger RNA, 624 nt
Organism: Oncorhynchus masou masou (cherry salmon)
Lineage: Eukaryota; Metazoa; Chordata; Actinopteri; Salmoniformes; Salmonidae
Gene: cntfr
Product: ciliary neurotrophic factor receptor
Biological process (GO): cytokine-mediated signaling pathway
Cellular component (GO): membrane; external side of plasma membrane; signaling receptor complex
Molecular function (GO): cytokine receptor activity; cytokine binding
Source: RefSeq, a predicted model, not a curated record
AUGGAAGAGCAUCAGCAAGCCAGUGACUCAGCCCCUGUCAUAGGGUUAGAGGCAGAGAAUCCCAGAGCUUCCCCCAGGGAACCCACGGUGAUGUGUCGCUCCAACACCUACCCUAAAGGCUUCUACUGUAGCUGGCACCUUCAGCACCCCACCUCCAUACCCACCGACUUCGAUGUCAACGUCCAACACAACCAGAAGUCCCUGGAAGCAACGAGGGAUGCGGUCCAUAAGAACCGCUGUCACGUUCUGUUCCCUGAGGUGUUCAGUAGCUACCCCUACAGAGUCAACGUCACUGCCCUCAACGCCCUCGGAAGUGCCUCCACUGCCAUCACCUUCGAAGAGUUCAACAUAGUGAAGCCAGACCCCCCUGAAAAGGUGGUGGCAACGCCCAUCCCUAACAACGUUCGUCGUCUGGAGGUCACCUGGAAUAGCCCUUCUACCUGGCCCGAUGUAGAGAGCUUCCCCCUGAAGUACUUCCUACGAUACAGGCCCCUCAUCAGGGACCAGUGGCAACACGUGGAGUUGUCAGACAGUACAGCCCACACCAUACCGGAUGCGUACGCAGAGGAGUACAUCAUCCAGGUGGCGGCUAAGGACAUGGAGAUCGGCACCUGGAGUGACUAA